Molecule: messenger RNA, 416 nt
Organism: Oncorhynchus gorbuscha (pink salmon)
Lineage: Eukaryota; Metazoa; Chordata; Actinopteri; Salmoniformes; Salmonidae
Product: alpha-2-macroglobulin
Exons: 4
Coding region: 3-416 (137 amino acids)
Source: RefSeq, a predicted model, not a curated record
ACAUGGUAACCAUUCCUGCAGUGAUCCAGGCAGGCUCAGAGGCCAAGCUUUGUGCCAGUCUUCUGCAGCCCAACGAGACCCUGGUCAUGACCAUAUCUCUGAUUGUUGAUGAGCAGAGCAAAAUUCUUCUCCAAGAGAGUUCUGACCAAGAGUUUCGCCGCUGCUUCCAGUUUCAGGCCCCUCAGGUGGAGAGUGACCAAGUGCAAAACUUUAAGGUGGAGGUUCGAGGUGAAACGUUUCUAUCGACAGAGGAGAGAAAGGUCAUGAUCAAACCCUACAGUCCGAUGACAUUCAUCCAAACGGAUAAACCAAUCUACAACCCAGGACAAACAGUGCAGUUUAGAGUGAUCACCUUGGAUUCCAGUUUUAGCCUUGUCAAUCAGCUGAUUUUUGGGAAUAUGAGAGUUAUUCAUUAA